AUGGCAAUCAAACAUUUCACAUUUGCCUCACUACUUCUCUUUGUGAGCCUAUAUUGUGCUGUUGCCCAGCAUGAUCUUAGACCACGUUCAAUGACUCAACUGGCCAAUCUACCUGAAACACUUCUGGAGAAAAGGGGCGAACACGAAUCUAUCGCAUAUUUGGGCAAACGACCAAGUUCAAUAGCAAGGGCAUGGCAUUCAGUCAAGAAUACAGUAAGUUCACCAUUUCGAAAUUUGGGUCAACGAUUGAGCUCAUUCAAAAAGCGAUCAGAAGAAGAGAGUCACCCCGUAACUGAAAAAAAGCCUCACUAUCUCGGACACAAGCGAGAUCUCAGUGAAAUAGAGUAUAUCCUUGUCGAUCAUGAAUACGUGCCAGAUGAAGGGGAAUUGUUCGUUGUACGUACACCUGGACACAGUGCUGGUGACUUGAGAUUCCAGCAAAACAGAAAAGAGAAAUUACAAAAAUUAGGAAGACAUGAACAAUGGAUGGACAUGGUACCGGAUCGAGAUGGUUCAUUUGAUCCGACCCCAUAUAUUGGCUCAGGCGUGCCAAAAAUGAUACGCGAUAUGAGGGACAAAUUGCAAAAACAAGGUAUACACAAAGAUUGGAUGGACAAACCUGCUGCUAAAGCUGUGGCAAGACGUGAGGAUGAGAACGCCGAAAGUAACAUCCUUGUGAAGCGCAGAACCGGUGAUGCUGCUGCAGAAAAUGUUGCACAUUUUGAAAGAUAUGAAAAGAGGAUCUUGCAAGCAAAAGGACUUUCUCCGCUUAGCGAACACGAUAUUAAAACAUCGCGUGGUCCUUUGCUGGCCACACAAGGUGUAGAGAAUUUGCAUGGCAAAGAAGGUCAAUUGAUGCGUAGGGCCUAUACCGUAUUCGAUGCAUCCAAGUGUAACAUGCCAUUGGAAAAGACUGGGCCAUCGGGUAACAAAGUCGUUUUAACAACAGGAUGCGAGUAUCAUGGCUUAGGACUCGGGACUUCACAUCGCAAACGUGAUAUUCAACAACCAAGCCACCAAUUACAAAAACGCUUUGUCGUCUUGCCACCAUUCGAAACCGAUAAAGGUCUUCGCUUUGAUAUUUCUCGAGAAGAUGCAAAAGACGGAAUCGUCUUUCUUAAACGAUCUCCAAAUCCUGAUCCCAACGCCGCUUUGGUCACUGCUGCAGCUUCUUUUGCAAAUAGUUUUUCACAAACGCGAAAUUAUCGUAAACAGACUGUCGUUCUCAAUAGCGAUUCUGAUGGCAAUAUCACCGGUGCUCGUACGAUCAAUACAGGAGGUCCAAGGAAAUUGAUCAAUAUCAACCUUGUCAGCCAUCGCCAACCGCGAGUGCAACAUUAUCAACAUCAACAUCAACAUGAGACGUACUGA
Meira miltonrushii is the source of this 1371-nucleotide messenger RNA. RefSeq lists its product as uncharacterized. Lineage: Eukaryota; Fungi; Basidiomycota; Exobasidiomycetes; Exobasidiales; Brachybasidiaceae. The transcript has a single exon. The record is from RefSeq and is a predicted model, not a curated record. The coding region runs from base 1 to 1371 and encodes 456 amino acids.